This is a messenger RNA of Pseudophryne corroboree (corroboree frog), 1741 nucleotides long. Its product is annotated as cytochrome P450 2A5-like. The record is from RefSeq and is a predicted model, not a curated record. NCBI's taxonomy places the organism in Eukaryota, Metazoa, Chordata, Amphibia, Anura, Myobatrachidae. Gene Ontology annotation, molecular function: arachidonate epoxygenase activity; iron ion binding; heme binding. Gene Ontology annotation, cellular component: intracellular membrane-bounded organelle; cytoplasm. The coding region runs from base 62 to 1546 and encodes 494 amino acids. Gene Ontology annotation, biological process: xenobiotic metabolic process; epoxygenase P450 pathway. The transcript is spliced from 9 exons.
GUGGAAGUAUCACAGACAUAGAGGCACAUAGCUGAAAGGCAUUGCUGUAAUUGUGCCUAGGAUGGCUCUGAAUAUAACAGGGACCCUUCUGCUGGUCACAGGAGUCACUCUUCUCAUAUACCUCAUUAAAUGGUGGAAUAAGAUAAAGCAGAAUAACCUGCCCCCGGGGCCCACACCUUUGCCCCUGCUGGGAAAUAUUUUACAGAUCAGCACCACAGAAUUUCUACAGUCUGUGGUUAAGCUGAGUGAGAAAUAUGGGCCUGUAUACACCCUCUACAUCGCCAGUAAUCGUGCAAUUAUGCUAACUGGCUACGAUGCAGUGAAGGAGGCACUUGUUGACCGCAGCGAUGCAUUUAGUGACAGAGGGAACGUGAAAUUCACAGAACUCUUCUUGAAAGACUAUGGAGUUGUCAUGAGCAACGGAGAAAGAUGGAAGACACUGCGUCGCUUUUCUCUCAUGACUAUGAGGGAUUUUGGAAUGGGAAAAAGAGGCAUUGAGGAGAGGAUCCAGGAGGAGGCCCGGUGUCUUAUUGAGGCAUUUAUGAAGGACAAAGGCACCCCGUUUGAACCAACAAGUCUACUGCAAUCUGCUGUUUCCAAUGUUAUUUGCUCCAUUGUAUUUGGCGAGAGAUUUGACUACGAGGACAAAAAAAUUAUGGCCCUCCUGUCAUACAUUACAGAUGCUUUUAAGCUUUUAACCUCUGGCUGGGGUCAGCUUCUUAAUGUCUUCCCAACCUUGAUGAGCUAUGUCCCUGGCCCUCACCAAAAACUUUUCACAACUUUCCAAAAUCUGAAGGACUUUGUAAUGGACAUGGCGAGGUCUCACCAAACCACAAUAGAUAAGAACUGCCCACGAGACUUCAUAGACCGUUUCCUCAUAAUGAUGGAAGAAGAAAAAAAGAAUCCAAACACAGAAUUUAAUUACGAGAACUUACAGGCAACAGUAAUUGACCUUUUUUUCGCUGGGACUGGGACAACAAGUUUGACACUGAGAUAUGGAUUCCUGAUCCUGCUCAAGUACCCCGAGAUACAAGAGAAUAUCCAAAAGGAAAUAGACAAUGUGAUCGGCAGAGAUCGCUGCCCAUCAGUGGAGGACAGGAGUAAGAUGCCGUACACAGACGCUGUCAUACAUGAGAUCCAGAGAUUUGCUGAUAUUGUCCCUGCGGGUCUGGCUCGUGGAACCAGCAAAGACACAACCUUCAGGGGAUAUCAUAUUCCAAAGGGAACCUUGGUGUUUCCAGUCCUGACCUCCGUCCUGAAAGAUCCCAAACAGUUCAAGAACCCAGAGAAGUUUGAUCCUGGGCACUUUCUUGAUGAGAAUGGUAGCUUUAAGAAGAAUGAUGCAUUCAUGCCAUUUUCUGCAGGGAAACGCUUGUGUUUGGGGGAGGGUCUGGCUCGGAUGGAACUCUUCCUCUUCCUCACAGCUAUACUGCAGAAGUUUACAUUGAAGACCACGAUAGAUGAGAAUGACAUAAACAUAACACCAGAACCAAAGACCAAUGGAUCUCGAUCUCGACCCUAUGAGAUGUUUGUUGUCCCUCGUUGAGCAAUUACUUAUAUUAUAUACUUAACACAAAGGAAAUAAGCAUCACACCAGAACCAAAUAGCAAUGCUUAAAGACUUUGUACUACCUCGCUAUCCCUCGCUGAUGAAGUACUUAAUAAUUUAAUGAAAGACAUCUUGUUACAGAUUUCAUGGGCAUGUGACACUUCAAAGCUGACGUACUUGAUAAAUAAAAAAA